Molecule: messenger RNA, 586 nt
Organism: Asparagus officinalis (garden asparagus)
Lineage: Eukaryota; Viridiplantae; Streptophyta; Magnoliopsida; Asparagales; Asparagaceae
Exons: 5
Coding region: 1-579 (192 amino acids)
Cellular component (GO): chloroplast
Source: RefSeq, a predicted model, not a curated record
AUGUUAUCAACACCAGGAGAUGCCGGACUCGGUGGGAGUUCACCCUCUUCAAAGAAACCUGGAGCACAAAACAUGGUUACAAACCCCAAAAGGCGGAGCGCCAACGACGGCUUCGAGAUCCUCUCCUUCGAAGCGAAGAAGGCCGCCGAGAGGAUCGACCGGAGGUUUUCGGUUUCCCGCCGAUUUGAUUCGUUCGCUCGCGCGGCGUCGGUGAGGGCGAGGGAGAUGGAUCAGGAGCUGGGGAUUGGGAGGCGGUGGAGGACCUUCUCGCUUGAUUUCUCGAGAAAUUGGCCUAGGUAUAGGAAGGAGCUGAGUGGUUUUCUUGAGACGCCUAUUGGCAGGGGAUUUGCUACAAUAUUCUUCCUUUGGUUUGCGCUAUCCGGUUGGUUGUUCAGGUUCUUCAUUUUUGCUACUUGGGUACUGCCAUUUGCUGCUCCUCUUCUUAUUGGGACAUUUGCGAAUAAUUUUGCUAUUGAGGGGUCCUGCCCAGCCUGCAGGAGGCAAUUUGUUGGCUACAAAAAUCAGAUCAUCCGCUGCUCCGGCUGCAGAAACAUUGUAUGGCCAUGCCAUCGGGGAUGACUUCUCC